Vigna unguiculata (cowpea) is the source of this 1541-nucleotide messenger RNA. RefSeq names its product Nucleotide/sugar transporter family protein. NCBI's taxonomy places the organism in Eukaryota, Viridiplantae, Streptophyta, Magnoliopsida, Fabales, Fabaceae. The record is from RefSeq and is a predicted model, not a curated record.
CAUACAUACAACCUCAUUACACUUCCACAAUACACCUCUCCCUCCCUAUAAACGCUGCCGUUUUCACUAACAAACUUGGCUCAUCUUUUGGAGUUGGAGGAGCCCUUGCAUCUUGCAAUUUCAUUUCACCAUUCCAAGGCUCCUACCAGGAAAUAGCUACAAACUCGAUCUGGGAUUGGUAUAUCAUUUAUUCUUCCUCUUAAUAAGAAAAAAUGGGAGAGAUGUCAAACUUUCAAUUGGGGGUGAUUGGUGCACUAUUUCUCUCUGUGGCUUCUUCUGUUUCCAUUGUCAUCUGCAACAAAGCCUUGAUGAGCAAUCUUGGCUUUCCUUUUGCCACAACACUUACUAGUUGGCAUCUGAUGGUAACUUUUUGCACCCUUCAUGCGGCUCAACGCUUGAAUCUGUUUGUGACCAAAUCCAUUGACUUCAAAACAGUGAUGCUCUUUGGUAUUCUGAAUGGCAUCUCCAUUGGAUUUCUCAACUUGAGUCUUGGCUUCAAUUCCAUCGGAUUCUACCAGAUGACAAAACUUGCGAUCAUACCAUUCACUGUAUUGUUAGAAACUAUUUUCCUAAAGAAGCAGUUCAGCUCUAAAAUAAAAUUCUCUCUAUUCCUAUUACUUGUGGGAGUUGGCAUUGCCUCAAUCACAGACCUUCAGCUCAAUUUUGUGGGAACCGUUCUUUCACUUCUAGCAAUCAUAACGACAUGUGUUGGCCAAAUUCUGACCAACACAAUACAAAAGAAGCUUAAUGUCUCUUCCACACAGCUGCUCUACCAAUCUGCUCCAUUCCAAGCAGCAAUUCUUUUUGUUUCAGGCCCUGUUGUGGAUCAAAUGCUCACCAAGCAAAAUGUUUUUGCCUACAAAUAUUCUCCUAUUGUGUUGGCAUUCAUCAUCUUGUCCUGCUUGAUAGCUGUAUCUGUGAACUUCAGCACAUUUCUGGUCAUAGGCAAAACAUCUCCCGUAACUUACCAAGUACUAGGGCAUCUCAAGACAUGUCUUGUUCUUGGAUUUGGGUACACAUUACUGCAUGAUCCAUUCACUGGAAGAAACAUUCUUGGAAUACUCAUUGCAGUUUUUGGAAUGGGAUUGUACUCUUAUUUCUGCACUGAGGACAACAAAAAGAAACAGUUAGCUAGCGACCUCCCAUUGUCUUCUCAGGUGAAAGACAAAGACAGUGCAGCAGUUUUGGCAGGAAAAAACGUGGGAAACCAAAAGGAGGAAAAUGAUGAAGUUAAGAAAUUAAGCAAGGAUUCUGUUAUUUGAAUGAACAGGGUACAUGUCUUUUUCAGAUUUGGUAUAUUUUGGGUUUCUUCAAUUUCUUGUAGGGAACUUGUAAUAAGUAUAAAUCAAAUUUGUUUAAUAAGUUUUUCGUACCAACCGUAUAUUCCUUCAGCUACAGGAAAUUCAAAUUUCAUAAAAUUGUAAUUCCUUUUUUCUUCAAUAGAAAAGGUAGACAUCAAUCAUUUUUUGUGAUUCACAAUAGCUAUGUAUGUUCUUCUCAAUAACAAUCACUCAAGGAAGCUGUUGCUUUCUAUUUUAUUA